ACGAGUUUAUCUCAAUAAAUUGUAUGGUGUUUUAUGAGUUAGAGAUUGCCAAAAAAAAAGAAAAAAAGAAAGGGAGAUCGCCAACGCUAGUAUGGGCCUAAUGGUACUAUAGUCAAUUUGUUAUCCGGACUAAUAGAACUCUCCUGUACUUCCUUACUCAAACAUAGAUACAGAGUACAUAACCCACAUUUUCAUUUCACCAAUCAAAUUCGGCUCAACCUUCAAAGCCAUCAUCCCUCUCCAUUAUUCAAGCCGCUUAGCCGAGCCACCAAAGCCCCCAAAAAAGAAAGAAAAUGCAGCGUUGGAACAAAACCACCACCACCAAAUGACAAAUCAGAAGAGAGAGAAACCAAGGUUAUCUCUCCGUCUCCUUCAUUUACUUAGCAGCCAUGGCUGAACCUUCAUCCUCACCAACUCAAACCACUACCACCGCCACCGCCGCAACAACCACCACUACUACUACAUCGUUACCUUGGGGAACUCGCGAGGAAUUUUUGCUAGCGUGCGCCGUCCAACGCUAUGGCACCGACGCCUGGGACUCCAUUUCCAGAGAGCUCCAGAUUCGCACCGCUUUCUCUCUCGUCACUCCUCAUUUAUGCCAGCAGAAAUACCGAGACCUCAAAACCCGGUUCGCCUCCGACGCCGGUGAAAUUUCCGACGAUGGUGCCGGUCUUUCUAUCGAUGAGUUGCGUCGUCUCCAUCUGGCCGAACUCCGGCGGGACCUCCAGCGUUACGAUCUUUCUAUUGUGUCGUUGCAAUUGAAGGUGAAGAAAUUAGAGGGGGAAAGUAAUAACGCGAAGGAGGAGAUCAAAGAGGAGAAGUCCGAUCUGCAGAAAAACGAGGAGAAAGAAACCGAAAUUAAUGAGGUGAAAAUUGAACCGGUGGAUGGAAGUAAACCGGAACCGGUUGAGCCGGAUGUAAACGAACCGGACCGGAAAGAUGAACCGGAGAGGGGUGAGGAGGAUUACUCGUGCAAUGGGAGCUCUAACUCGAAGGAGGAACGGGGAGGUGAGAAGGAGAGGAGGGAACGAGUGGAGUCGGAGGAGUUGGUGGAAUCUGUGGCGGAGUCGAAAGAUGACGUUGGUAGUGGUGGUGGAGAGGGAGAGGACGGGGUGAAGGAGAGCAGUGACGUACAGAGCACGGCAAGUUUGUGGAGGAGUGAGAAUAAUAAUAAAAAUAAUAUUAAUAGGAGAGAGAUAAAGGUGGGGGUAUUGUCCGGGACAAGCAGCGGCGAAGAGAAUCAAUCGCCGGCGUUAAAAUCAAACAACGAUGGGAAACAACCAUUAGUUGAGUUUCUUGAUACUGUUCGAGCUCGUAAGCUUGGCUCGUUUUUCGAGCGCCGGCUCGAGAGUCAGGAAUCUCCGAGAUAUAAGACCCUAAUAAAACAGCAUAUUGAUCUAGAAACAAUCCAGAGAAGGAUGGAAGAGGGACAAUAUACAGAUUGUCAAACCAAAUUUUACCGUGACCUAAUGCUCCUCAUCAACAACGCCAUUGUCUUCUUCACCAAAAGAUCUUCAGAGUACAAAGCAGCACUUGAGCUCCGUCAACUGCUGAACAAACAAUUUCAAUCACAUGUACCAUCUCCACAUGACCACAAGUCUCGCCCUUCAAAACCUGCCCAACCACCACCCUUACCAAAGCCAACAAAACCUGAGGUCAAUCAAGCUGAUCUCAAGGAGCCCCCACUAAUAAUUAAAGUUCCAGUGAAUGCUUGUAGAAAGCGGAGUUCUAUUGCUGGAAAAUCCUCGAGAGGAGGAAGUGAGAAAAAGGAGCCAGCAUUAGCAAUGGCAAUCCCACCUGAUGAAAAACCUGCUUCUCUUGGGGAAAUCAUCAAGCAACAAAGGGACAAGACAGCAUCAACAUCAUUCCAUGCUGUGACUAAGAAACGAACAAGAGAUCAGAGUUUUGGGUCAAGAAGCUCACCAAGCAAGAACAGUAACAGCUAUCGGAGCCCAAGCACUCCCAUGCCGAGUAAGAGAGAAACUUCAGACAAAAAGAAGCCAAGUCCUGAUAAUUCCUCGAAUAAGAUAAAGCAUGUGUCAGGAUCAGGUAAAGAUUUAUUGCUGCACUCAUUGAAGAACUCAGAUAAGAGAAAGACUGGUAGUGGUAGUGGUAGUGGUAGUGGUAAUGGUAAUGGUAAUGGCGGCAGUAGUGGUAAUGUUAAGAGUGACAGGAGAAAAGAUGAGGGUCCACUGAAUGGUUCAGGUAGUAAACUUGGUAAGGAAAAGACCAAAGUAAAGGAGGAGAGAGAAAAUGAAAAUUCGGGAAAUAGGAGCACCAGACGACCACCUAAGAGACAAGCAGCAAUUGCAGCAAUGGGUAAGAGAGGCCGUGAUGGUGGAGGAGAAGCAGAGUCUCAGUCAAAGAAACGUCAGAGGAAGUAGGGGGCCAAUGUAUGUAUAGACUAUAGAUUAGUGGUGGAAAUUGGGAUCAAUUUGUUUUGCUGUUGUAAUGGUUUAGGCCAGUAGAUCUGUGCUAAUUUAACUAUCAUGCCUGGAAUUGAGUGGCUAGAUGUCACCCAUCAAUUUUUUGUUGUAUUGGUGGUUGGUGGAAUGCUUAAUGCUUCUAUAACUGGAAA
This is a messenger RNA of Spinacia oleracea (spinach), 2578 nucleotides long. RefSeq lists its product as uncharacterized. Gene Ontology annotation, molecular function: protein binding. Bases 390 to 2384 code for a protein of 664 amino acids. Lineage: Eukaryota; Viridiplantae; Streptophyta; Magnoliopsida; Caryophyllales; Amaranthaceae. The record is from RefSeq and is a predicted model, not a curated record. The transcript is spliced from 3 exons.